Molecule: messenger RNA, 2179 nt
Organism: Centropristis striata (black sea bass)
Lineage: Eukaryota; Metazoa; Chordata; Actinopteri; Perciformes; Serranidae
Product: MAM domain-containing protein 2-like
Exons: 13
Coding region: 209-2179 (656 amino acids)
Cellular component (GO): membrane
Source: RefSeq, a predicted model, not a curated record
CUGUUUUCUCUCCCAGCAGUGUGUCAGUGUGCUGCCAGUCUGAGAGCUGGAGAGACACUCAGACGUCGGAGGAAUCUUCAAAAGAAAACUUUGCCUGCAACUUUCUUCUGUUUGUUCCUCCUGUGGAUGCUCAGAGACCCUCCGGAGACCCACGUUUUCUUUUCUAAUUUCCUUUUUCAGGGUGGAGUUAUUGAGAUUAAGAGGUGUAAUGCUUCUGUUCUACGUCCUGACUCUAGCUGCCUCCAUCCAAGCCAACCACCAGCUGCUGCCAGGUUCCUGCAGCUUUGAGUCCAACACCUGCGGAUACACGUCAGAUGCAGCCUUCAGCAGCUGGACGCUGCACAGAGAUGGGCGUUUUGUUGCGGUGGAAGCGGCCGUGAGCGAGGAGCAGGGCGGGGAGGUGGGUGUCGGCCCACAGAGAGAAGCCACGGCGGUCCUGGUCAGCCCGGGCCUGGAGCAGGCCGACUGGAGCUGCCUCAGGCUGGUCUACCAGAUCAUCGGCUCCGGCAGCCUGGAGGUCCUGCAGCGCCAGGAGGGGCGGAGCUUCGACCGGCCGCUGUGGAGCAGCCAGGAGCCCUCCGACAGCUGGGUCAUCUCCUCCAUGGACCUGCCCAACAACACCGAGCCCGCCAGGGUUGUCAUCGAAGGUAAACCCGGAGAGAGCGCUGGCAGCAGCGUGGCCGUCUUUGAGAUCCACAUCAGCCCUGGAUACUGCCUGGAGUGUGAUUUUGAGGAGUCUCACCUGUGUGGCUACAGUAACCAGUGGAACGCCAACGUCAACUGGUAUGUGGGAGGAGGAGGAGCAGGAGGAGCAGGAGGAGCCCAGCUGCUCCACAACAACAUCCCACAUGACCACACCCACAACAGCAAGACAGGUCACCUGAUGUACGUGGACUCGGUCUACGCCAGGACUUUUAAAGAGGUCGCCAAGCUGGUGUCUCCCAUGACGACGGUGGCGAUGUCCGGCUGCCUGAGUUUCCAGUACCAGAGGAGCCAGGAGGGAGGGUCCCUGUUCUCGGUCUACACCAGAGACCAGCUGGGUCAGUACCAGGAGCUGUGGAGGGACCACACACAGAACCAGAGCCACUGGGUCGGGGCCCCAGAAGAAUGGAUCCCUGUCCAGGUGGACCUGAGGGCCCCAUACUCUGUCCAGGUGGUCUUUGAAGUGUCCUUUAACAGUCCCAGAGGAGGACGUGUUGCGGUUGAUGACAUUUCCUUUUCUCCAGAGUUUUGCAGUAAAGACACUGAGCCGACCUUUGACCCCUCCGUCUCCAGCUGUGACUUUGAGUCUGGUUUCUGCAGCUUCGUCCAGGAUCAGCUGGUCCUGUCGUCCUGGAGGAGAGUCUCCGUGAAGCCCAACAUCUUCAGGAACGGAGACCACACCAGCGGAGCAGGGUACUUCCUGUUGGCCCACUCCAGGCCGGGUCCUCGCUCCGGGUACGCCAGCCGCCUGGCCGGCCCCACGCUGCCCGCAAACAUGAAGUUCUGCCUCCGAUUCUACUUCUCCCUCAGAGGUUUCAACCAGACGGACCAGGCUCUGGCUGUGUAUCUGCAGCAGCAGAGCGGCAGCCAGGAGAAGAUCUGGACUCAGGGGGAGAAGUCCAGAGGGAUCUGGAUCUCCACCGACGUCACCUUCCAGACGGCAGCGCCCGCCAAGGUGGUGUUCGUCAGCACCUGCAGGAGUUUCUGGGACUGUGGCUCUGUGGCGCUAGACGACAUCAGUCUGAGUCUGGGAGACUGUGAGCUGACAGCAGGUUCGUUGCUGUCGUCUCUCCCAGGAAACUGUGAUUUUGAAGCCGGUCUGUGCGGCUACAUGCAGGACAAGCAGGACGGAGCCGAGUGGGAGUGGAGGCGAGGCCCCACCCCGACCUCGUACACCGGGCCCCGAGGAGACCACACCACGGGACUCGGAUACUACCUGUACCUGGAGGCGUCCCCGCUGCUGUCGGGUCAGAGUGUCCGGCUGCUGUCCCGGCCCCUGAGGGGCUCCAGGGGCCCUCAGUGUCUGCGCUUCUACUACCACAUGUACGGCUCGGGGACGGGUCAGCUCAGCGUCCGUCUCCACGACGACGGAGACGACGUGUUGCUGUGGCAACUGAGCGGCGAGCAGAGCAUCGCCUGGCUGAGGGCGGCGGUGGAGUACCGCAGCGACCGCCAGCAUCAGGCAAGAAAACAAUAA